Molecule: messenger RNA, 4836 nt
Organism: Chelonoidis abingdonii (Abingdon island giant tortoise)
Lineage: Eukaryota; Metazoa; Chordata; Testudines; Testudinidae
Source: RefSeq, a predicted model, not a curated record
CUCCGACCGUUAGGGUUUGGAUUCUAUAGGUGCCUACACAGAUGCCUGAGGAACCUGACGACAUGUUUUUAACAAGUCCCGUUGUCCGGGCAUUUUCCUGAGUAAAAAUCAGCUUGAAAUCCCGGUUCGGAUAUUUCCGGGAGGAGAGUAGCUCUGAGUGGUCAGACAGGCGUUUGACUAAGCCACCACCUCUCCCUAGCAAAGGACCUGCACCGGCUUCUCGGACAGUCCUUGACCCUGCGUUUCUGGCGUGCGGGCCGCAGCCGUUGGCGAUCCCGGUUGGUCGCCCGUGAGGGGCAGUUGGCGGGUGGUGUGCCAGCGGAGGUAUAAUUAACCUUGAAAGUUUGCAUCUGUAAUCUUACCACCAAAAGAAAAGAUGAGAAAAACUAGCUGGAUUAAAAAGAACUGGCUGCUUGUGGCAGGACUUUCAUUUCUGGGAGUCCAUCUUUGUACAUAUUUUAUACAAAGAGCUGCAAAGAACUCUGCUAAAUCAGCCUUGGAAAUUAAGCAAAAGGAUCUUGGAGAAUGAAGUAAUUUUCUGCAAUCACAUAUUAAUUUAUCACUUAUAGUUGUAUAAUUUGUUAAAUAUUAAACUAUGAACAGCUACGUGGACAAAGUUGUCAUUCUGUAUACAAGGUUUCUCUUUUAUAAUGUGCUUGGUUACAAAGAGUAAUAAAAUACUUCUGUAGAUUAAAACAUCUAUAAUUUAUGGAUUCAAGGAAAAUGGAAUAAACUUGAAAUUUUGCUGCUCAGAAUGAAAAUCUUGUCUUGAAGAUGUCUCGCAUUGAAGCUAAAAAGCCUUCAUUGUGUACUAAUGACCCUCUAACUAAAGAGAGAGUUAGUUUCUCUCUGUCUGUGUUAAGUGGAAUAGUAAAGUCUUGCUAUGGCCCUACUGGUAGACUCAAACAGCUCCACAAUGGUAUGGGAGGCUAUGUUCGCACAACUUCACAAUCUUCUGCCUUGCUUGGUGGCCUUUCUAUCACCCAUCCAGCAUUGAAGGUUCUGACAGCCUCUGUACAGAAUCAUAUAUCACGCUUCAGCGACUGUGGCUUAUUUACAGCCAUUCUUUGUUGCAGCUUGGUUGAACAUUUUCAAAGAAUAAAUUUUGCAGCCUGUACUGUCACUAAAAUAAGUAGACAUCUUUUGAGCUUAUGUACUGACUAUCUCAAGUCUGAGGCCUGUGGUUGCCGAGUUUCGGUGGAUUUUGACAGUAUUAAGACUCUUCUCUCAUUGGUACGAAGCAUAUUAGCAAGCAAACCUGCCUGCAUGCUUAACAAAACAGAAGCCAAUCACCUCAGCACAUUGGUUUUAAAGGCCUUUUUGCUUACAAUUCCGCAUACCAUUGAAACUAAUGUUGUUUUAGGAAAGUGUGUAAUUAUUCCUGUGAAAGGCAAAAGAGUUAUGGAUUCUACUGUAUUUCCUGGACUACUAAUAGACAUACCAGAAUUUCAAUUCGCAAGAACAUUUCCUGUCAAAAGAGUUUCUUCAAGCGCUAUCAAGAUGGCACUCUUCUGUAUCUCUAUGUCAGGAGAUCUUUCCAAUAUUGGAGAAGGAACUGUAAUUGUCCAUCAUGGAAUUUCUCUAGAAGUAGCAGUAUUGGAUCAGUUGCUUAAUUUAGGAAAGCAGUUGGUUAAUGACCAAGUAGGCCUUGUAGUGUGCCAGAAAGUUAUCCACCCAUCUUUGAAACAGUACCUGAAAGAGCACUGUGUCAUCACUAUAGACAGAGUUGGAGUAUCUAUGAUGGAGCCCCUGAGUCAAAUGACAGGUUCACAGCCCAUUGCUGCCCUACAUUCUGUAUCUCCUACUUGUUAUGGCAGUCUGAAGGACUUGCGCACCGAGAGUUUUGUUUCAAAACAUUUCUUGCAUCUAGUUCCUAAUGACACACUUGUCUGCAGCUUGAUACUCUGUAACAGAAAUGAAAUGGCAUGGGAUGAGCUGAAGCUUGCGUGUCAAACUGCAGAACAUGUCUUACAACUAACGAUCAAGCAACCAUUGGCACUGUUAGGAGGUGGCUGCACAGAAACUCAUUUGGCCUCAUAUAUAAGACACAAGAGUUUUACCCUCCCUACUAGUGUUUUGAAAGCCAUAGAUUGUUCUCGGACACAAUACCAGUUGGUUGCUGAUGCCUUUUGCCGCUCCCUGGAGUGUGUAGCUUGCUGCCUGGAGCAUGAUGAUGGUGAAAUUCUUACUGAUAUGGUUUAUGGACAUUUUUGGUCUGUUCAAUCAGGUUUUCCCUCUGACUGUAACUGGUCAGAUUUAGUUUUGAAGUGUGGUUGUGGGAUUUACAAUAACCAGCGAAAUCUCAAUUGGACAGUUUUACGAAGCCAAUAUAUCCCUUUUGCUCCACAAAGCUGCUCUAAUGAGCCUUCUAUAAACUCCACUGACCAUCUUGUACUGGACUGUUUUACUGCAAAAUGUAGUGGUCUGCAAGUAGCAGUGGAGACAGCCAAUCUGAUUUUGGAUUUGUCAUAUAUAGUUGAAGAUCAAAAUUAGUUUCGUUUUUAUCUCCAUUAUUUUGAACUUCAUAUUUAUUUGAAAAAGUUCCAAAGCAACAUAAAUAAUAUACUAAGAGACUACUAUGCAGGAGCAGAGUCUGUAAACAGAAUUUUAAUGUCAAGCAUAGUUGCUCAUAAAGCUACUUGUCUGAUUCCUACUCCACUUUAGUUGUCAUAGACAUUUGCAAUCAUAUUUAACAUUUUGUUAGAAAAAUUAAACAUUAAUAGUCUAGUGUGCACUCAGACAUAACCAAAUUUUAGUAACAUGUGAUUGAGAAUUCAGACUAUAAUGUAUUCUAUCCAUUCAAACUAUAUAUGCAAAUAUGUGUUACUACACACACGCACAACUACAUUAAAGGAAGAGGAAGGUUGUAAAAUAAAGCACUCAAAAGUUAGGAAGUGCCACAAUUAAGGUUGCCUGUGCAACCUUAAUACAGUUUCUUUGUGUGUAUGCAGUAUGAUUCAGUCUUUAAUUAUCUAAUCACAUGUACUUUUUCCACAAGACCCCUGACUCAUUCAGUCCACAGAAUGGGCAGUGCUGACUGAGUGAGCAGCUAUUCAAUAUUUUGUUAUAUCAUCAUGUGACCCCAUAUUUUAUUUACUUCCUGCUAUUCAAACCAUGCUCUGAAGACAGAAUUAUUAAUUUCUUCAUAAGCUUUUGUAUAGCUCUGUUCUCUGUAGUAUCUGAGUGCUUCAUAAACAUUAAUUUUAUUCUUGUAAUACUCUUGCGAGAUGAGGAGCUGGUAUCCCCAUUUUAUGGAGGGGGAGGCACAAUAAUUUUGGGUGUCCAAUUUGAUGUGCUUAAGGCCAGAUUUUUCAAAAUACUUAGCAUUGUGUAGCACUUCAUAUGUUAAAAACACAGCUUCCAUUAACUUCACUUGUAGCUGAGAGUGCUCGGCACUUCUGCAAAUCAGACUACAGGGUCUCAAAUCAAGCUCCAAGAAAAUACACAUUUAUGACCAUUUUUGAAAAGCAUGGUUUAAGUGAUUUGCCCAACAUCAUAUAGAAAUUCUUGUGGCUGAGGCAGGGAUAGAAUCCAGUGCAACUUUCAACUGCCUUGAUCAUGAGACUACCACUUUUCUUCCCAUCUCAUUCACUUUAUACAUUUCAAUUUCUGUAACAAAUGUAGAAGGAAUGUUGUAUGGGACCCCUGCUGCAUUUUCUUUGUACUGAGCAAGCUACACACUCUACUGAGAACUAACAAAAAUAUAGUUCUCAGUGGAGUUUAUAGCCCUUACUACUCCAUGUCUCCCCCACCCCACGCCUUACCCUCCCUGCUGGCCCUGAGAAGUGGGUGCUGAGAUGUGCUGUUCGGCUGGUGGGGAGAAGGGGAGGAGUUCUUCUGCCACUUACACCCUAUUUCUGCAAACACUGCAGAUUGCUCACUCCAUUUUAUAUUCUCUACUUCUAUAUAAUCUGCAGUUGUCCUCCUCUAUCACUCUCUAACAGUGCCUCUAUCCCUUUUUUAACCCCAGCUCCUAUCCUCUGUCCCUGAUUUUACCUUUCUGCCACUUCCUUACUCUGCCUCCACCUGUUUGACCACCCUGCUCAAAGUUUGCCCCCUGCAUAAAAACACCAAUGGGUGUUAUAUAAUACGUAAAAGGUUAUACAAAAAAGCAAAUAUGAAAACAUCACAUCUGACUAACUCAGGAGCUGGUACUUUUAGGCAUGUGUGCUGGGAUUGCAUAGAUGCCAGAUAUUUUUAGGCACAAUUAGUGGCACAAAGUUUGAUUCCUCUGUGAUAGUCAGUGUCUAUUAUUUUAUUUCAGUUAGAUAAUGAACAGAAGUUUGCCUUUGUACUUGUUACUUAGCAGAGUCAUUAUUACAAUCCAGUGAAAAAUUCUGUUACACCUAUGUUGUGCAAUUAGUUUGGUACAGUUAUAGAAAAAUGUUAUGAAUAUGAAGUAUGGACUAAACAAUACUUUGCUUCUGUUUAUUAAGUGUGCUAUGUAUGAUAUAGAGACAGGCAGGUCACCAAUAUAACAAUCCAUUGUAUCAUUUUGAUUUCCUAUAUAAAACUUAAUACUUGGAACCCUGAUUAGUGUAUUUAUUUGUUCUACCCCAUCAGUAAACUUUCAAAGUUGUUGAGGGUUUUAGCUGUGCAGUUCUUAAUAAUAAUGGGAUUCACAUGGUUAGGAUUUAGUGCAGCUCUUUCAAUAUAUUCUUUAAUUAUAUGCCAUCUUCUCAUUUAUUUUCAUAAAUAUCUUUUGUCAUCAAAAACAUGUUUUUGGAGUUUCUGACUUUCACCAUGACUUGUUUUCAGGACUUUUGUACUAAUUUUAUUAUCUGCAAAAACAGAAGUCUAUUCUGGAGUUUUAGAUGAUAAAUCUUGUCCAUUCAG